AUGUCUGAUGACAGUCCGGGAGAAAGGCGCGGCUUCCGGGCCUUCUUCGCCAAUGCUCUCCGGCCCAAGAAAUCCCGGCAAGUCUUGCGCAAGGGCUACAGCGCAUCCACUCCAGACCUCCGAGCCGGCUUCAAGCGGCCCAGCACUACCAGCGAAGAUGUCCCUCCGCUGCCCUCCCUGGCGCCAUUGGAGGCACAUCGCCUCAAAUACCGAGAACUCAACGCCAACAAAGACACCCAGCUCGGUGAAAGCCGCGAUCACACCGAACUCCUGCACGCCAUCGGCGUCCAGGAUCUCGAUCCCUCAGACCCUUACGCCAACCGCGCCGAUUCCGACAACCGUCCUCCUGGCGAGCCGGUAAUCGCCAGUCUCCCCCCGAUCCUCUGGGAGGAGAUCUGCUCCUAUCUCACGCCCGCAGACCAAGCCAGUCUCGCCUUCGCCAGCAAAACCCUCCUCUCCAAGCUCGCCCCGCUCCAACCCUGGCAAGCCCUCAACCACCCUUCCAACCGCGAAUACCGCUCCGACUUCCUCGUCUCCCAAGAUCGCUACCUCCCCCAUCAUCUCCUCUGCUUUCCAUGCGCCCGCUACCACCGUCGCACCCAAGAGGGCCAUGAGAAACUUCAACCCGCCCAUGUCAUCAAUCCCCUCUUCAACUGCCCCAACAUGCGCAACACCCUCCUCCCGCCCCCUCGUCACCGCAUCACCCACGGCCGCACCCUCCCCUUCAGCUUCGUCCAACUCGUCAUGCGCGCCCACAAAUACUCCCCUUCCUACGGCCUCGCCCCGGAAUCCCUCUCCCGCCGCUGGCGCCGCGAUGACUGGUCCCACCACACCCGCUUCCACAUCCACAAAGGCCACCUGCUAAUGCGGGUCAUCAGCACCCGCUUCGCAGACCCAGACCUUCCUCCCAGCUCGCAGCGUCUCCUCCUCUACUCCCGCGAAGACUACUGGCCGUACUUCUCCGCGUGCGCGCACUGGCGCGACGGCGAACUCAUGAACGUGUGCAAAUGUGCCCUCACUCAUGUCCCCGCACCCCGCGACACCUCUGCCCUACAGGGCCUCGAACACCGCGCUAAGGAUAUCAUGGCGCGGCGCAUCCACAACCCUAACUCAAUUGCCACCCUAUGCGGGAAAUGUCGUCCCAUGCGCCGCUGUCCGGAGUGUCCGUCUGAAUAUCUCGUCGAGAUCAAGUUAACCGAGGAUCGCGCGGACCCACGCGCGUUGCACUUCCGACAUGCGAUUGUGGUUACGCGGUGGUGUGAUCUGGGCGAUGGGACGUCGCCGCGGCUGUCGAGGGAAUGGGCAGCGUGUAAUGGGUUGCUGGAGGGGUAUGAUUCGUUCCAGAUGCUAGGGAAGCGGUCUAUUUCGGGGAUUUUCGAAUCUUCGAUUACGGAUGAUACGUUACCCGGGCAGAGGAUUAUAUCGAUGAAUCCGAAGGGGAAGAAAAGGGGCGAGGAUGGGACGGGGUGGUAUUGA
Molecule: messenger RNA, 1476 nt
Organism: Aspergillus niger
Lineage: Eukaryota; Fungi; Ascomycota; Eurotiomycetes; Eurotiales; Aspergillaceae
Exons: 1
Coding region: 1-1476 (491 amino acids)
Source: RefSeq, a predicted model, not a curated record